AUGGUGUCCCCAGCAGCCGAUGAUUUUCAGACCUCAGGAGGGCGCAAGACAACCACCACCACCACCACCACAACCACCACCACCACCACCAUCCCUCUGCGCCCGCCGGAGCAAGGCCUCAAGUGCCCGCGGUGCGACUCCCCCAAUACCAAAUUCUGCUACUACAACAACUACAGCCUCACCCAGCCAAGGCACUUCUGCAAGACCUGCCGCCGUUACUGGACCAAAGGCGGCGCCCUCCGCAACGUGCCUGUCGGCGGUGGCUGCCGCAAGAACAAGAAAUCCAAAUCCUCUGCCUCAACCCGCCUCCCCCUCGAUCCCGCCGACCCCAUCACCGCCGGGAUCCCCGAACAGGGCUGCGGCCUAAAAUUCCUCACUGGGCCUUCCCAGCCUGCAGUCGACUUCCAGCUAGGCGUGCUCCCCUUCUCAAGGCUGCAACUUCCCACCACUUCUGGGGUCUUUAGCAGCAACAACAACCAAUUCUUCUCCUUGGCGGACUUCUCCUCCGCCACAGCUAAUUCAUCUCCGGCCGUCCCGACGACUUCUUCUAUGGUCGGAUUCAAUUACCCAAUAUCUUCCGUUGGGUUCUACGGCGAGAUGGGUGGCGCCCCUUCCUCGAUAGUGAGCAGCAAUACCCACGGUAGCAUUGCUUCUUCCAUUGAAUCCUUGAGCUCUAUAAACCAAGACCUUCACUGGAAGCUUCAGCAGCAGAGGCUGGCUAUGUUCUUUGGAGUGGAGGCCCAUAAGGAGAGCACUUUGUCUGCUCUCCCAACCCCUCUUCUGGAGAAGCAGUCAGAGCACAUCUCCUUUCAGGUGCCAGACAGCGCGGGAGCUCAGGAUUGUGGAGGCAGUGGGUCGAGAAAGGGCUGCAUCGGCAAUACUGAAACCACAGCACGGUUUCUUGAGAGUUCCUACACGAUGCCUGCCUCCGCCACCACCAAUUCCUACAACAACAACAACACUAGCAGCAGCGGCAACAACAACUCAAGCAAUUGGAGUGGAAUCCCAGCUUGGAACGACAUGCCACAGUUUACGACUUUGCCUUAG
Molecule: messenger RNA, 1047 nt
Organism: Phoenix dactylifera (date palm)
Lineage: Eukaryota; Viridiplantae; Streptophyta; Magnoliopsida; Arecales; Arecaceae
Product: dof zinc finger protein DOF5.7-like
Biological process (GO): regulation of DNA-templated transcription
Molecular function (GO): DNA-binding transcription factor activity; DNA binding
Source: RefSeq, a predicted model, not a curated record